Molecule: messenger RNA, 1808 nt
Organism: Jaminaea rosea
Lineage: Eukaryota; Fungi; Basidiomycota; Exobasidiomycetes; Microstromatales
Product: MAGE-domain-containing protein
Exons: 4
Coding region: 60-1697 (545 amino acids)
Biological process (GO): DNA repair
Cellular component (GO): nucleus
Source: RefSeq, a predicted model, not a curated record
CUUGUCUUCCCAACCACCACUACUACUUGCAUUCGGAAGCACUGAGGAGCGGGCUGACCAUGCCAGCAAGGACCUCAGGGCUAGCGAGGCCCGCCAACAGGGGCUCCGCUCGCCCAAGCAGCCAGCGUCUCCAACAGCAGUCGUCUUACGGAGGACGCGCCGGCGGACGUAGCGGCGGUGCUCGUCGUGGCUCAGCGUCGACGAACAACGCCCGAUCCGCUCAAGCAAGCACGUCGAGGAGGGCACCACCUCAAGUGGAUGAGGGUGAAGAAGACGAGACCGGCGAAGCCUCUGAGGAUGCGAUGGACGAAGGAGGCGAUGCUGGAGGCGAGGUCGAGGUCGAGGAGGAAGACGAUGACGAUGCACAGGAUGAAGAUGAGGACCUUCGUGUCAAGAAGCGCGUCAGACUGCCUGUCAGCGAGGGAGUCAAGAAGCUUGUGAACGAGCUUGGCAAGCAGGAAAUCGAGCGCAAGAGCAACGAUCUUGUUCGUCUCGCCCUCUUCUCUGAGCAGCGACGUCUCCCCAUACGCCGCGAUGAGAUCUCAAAGAAAGUCCUGGGAAAGAACGCCGCCCGUGCCUUCCCUUACAUCUUCAAUCAAGCGCAGAAGAUUCUGCGAUCCACCUUCUGCUACGAAAUGGUCGAGCUCAGAGCGCGAGGGGCAGAGAAUGAGCAACUUGCAACUCAAGCGGCAGCUACGGCAGCCUCGAGCAGCAACAGGCGUGACAAGACGCCAGAGCGAGAUGAGCGUGCGAAGAAGGCCGCCGUGAGCAAGUCCUGGGUCCUCCGUUCAAUCCUGCCCGCUCCCGUGAUUUCAUCCAUGGCCGCGCAAGAUGCCGAGCUAGCAGCAGCAAUGGCAGACGAUGGCCUCAACGACGAUGACGAAGACGAGAAUCCAGCCGGCCCUUCCUCACGCACAGCCGCAAGCAGUCGUGCCCCAAGAGGAGGCGGGACCCUCCUCGACUGGAACAAGGCGGAUGGCCAACUAGGCAGUAUGGGUCUCACUUUCCUCAUCCUGAGUCUCAUCCUCCUCAACGGGCGUAGCCUGCCCGACGACCAGUUCCGAGCCCUUCUUCAUCGCCUUGGGUUGCAGAACACGAAACAGCUUCCCGAGACCUUGAGGCCCGACUCGGCAAUGCCUCUUGCUGCGGACGGGACCCAAGCCACGCAGCGUAACGCAUCUCGUAACAGCGAUGCCGCCGGAGGGGCGGCGACGGAUACGGUAGCUCGACCGAGCAGUCUGCAAUCUUUCCUCAAUCAGUUGCUGAAACAUCAGUACCUCGAGAAGGUCAGUACGGGCAUGACCAACGCUAGAGGCACCACGCAGCAGCAGACGCAGAGGGCACGUGGGGCGAGGAAGUCGGCAGAUGGGCAAGGGGACGAUCGUAUGGAGUGGCGUUGGGGGCCGCGAGCGGAGGUGGAGAUUGGAGAGGUGGCUGUCGCCGAUUUCGUGAGCGCCGUGUACGUUGAUGCGGCGCCCGGCCAAGCAGUUGCAGAGGAGGAGGUAGGAGAUGGCAUAGAGGCAAGCCAGGCACCAAUCAGUAGUCGUCGAGCCGGCAGGGCGAGCACUGGCCGCAGUGGGCGUAGUCAGACGACAGGCACGGCAGCAGCGACGCAAGCGCAGACGCAGAGGGACAAGCAGACGCAAGCGCUGAGGAGGGAAAUCGAGAGGGCUGCGGGGAGCCAGCUGAUCAUAUAGGCGCGAGUGAGGGUAGCGCAGCAGAGCCGCCUCCUAGAAAGAUCCCAAGUACAUCUCUUGAGCUUCAGUGAUAUCUCUUCUCAAUUUCGAUAGUCACCCUUUUCCCUCUAG